AUGGUGAAGAGGCACGACUCGUUAGUCCGGUUCCUGCAUAAGGAGCUGUGUCAAAGACAUGGCCUGCAAACAGUGCACUUCACGCAGAAGAUAGACCCCGUUCUGGAAAACGAACGGGCGAAGAUCUACUUCGACUUCAACAUUGUCUUAAGGCAGCAAGUGAAGCACAACAAACCCGAUUUGGUGAUUUUCGACAAAGUAGCGAAGAAGAUAACGAUAGUAGAGGUCGCGGUCUCGUGGUUCUCGUACCUGCCCACGCAGGAACAGAUUAAGCUACAUCGCUACAAUACCAAUAGCGACAUGGCAGAUGAGACCGCCUUACCGUACCCGCCAGGUGCGAGUGUGCGGGGCCUACUCGAGGACCAGUUUGGACGUGAGUUCCCGAACGGAGUCCAUGUGGUACCCGUCGUUGUCGGCUGCUGUGGAGAGAUCAUCACCGGAUUUGGAGGCCAAAUCAGGAAACUCGGCUUUACAGACCGAGAUGUGCCAAGGAUAGUAGAGCGCCUGCAACGCAGCGCAGUCCUAGGCACUAAUAACUUGAUCAAGGCCCACUUAGCUGCAAAGCAAUAA
Molecule: messenger RNA, 570 nt
Organism: Aphelenchus avenae
Lineage: Eukaryota; Metazoa; Nematoda; Chromadorea; Rhabditida; Aphelenchidae
Source: the annotation of a GenBank genome assembly